AUGCACAAUUAUUUUCGAUUACCAAUAUUACUUUAUUCGGCAAACUACUGCGUGAAAAGUUUGUGCAAGCCAAGUUUAUAUUUUUGGAAAAAUAAAGUAGCUAGAAUGGGAUUGUUAUCGGAAGGUAGCCCUCUAUCAUGGGAAGAAACUAAGGCGCUAGCGGAACAUGUGCGUCAACACGGGAUUGAGCAGUUUAUAAAUCUUUACAGUAAACUGCGGGAUCGCACGGGAGAUGUCCUUAAGUGGGGUGAUGAGGUGGAAUACAUAAUUGUGAAAUUUGAUGAUGAAAAUCAACGAGCGACUGUGAGUCUUAGAGCUGAUGAAAUUCUACCAAAACUACAAGAGCAAGAGCAAGCUAAUCCUCAAAGUGUGAAGUCGUUGUGGCGUCCAGAAUACGGUGCCUAUAUGGUGGAAGGCACUCCGGGUAAGCCUUAUGGUGGACUCUUGGCUCAUUUCAACAUCGUGGAAGCUAAUAUGCAAUAUCGACGCACUGAGGCUAGUGCCUUCCUCAAAGACGGCGAAGUUAUUAUGAGCAUCACCAAUUUUCCCAGGUUGGGAUGUCCAGAAUUCACUAGCCCAGUACAUCAUCCGACACCAAAGAGUGGUGUCACAAGAUCUCUCUACUUCCCCGACGAAGCUAUAUUUCCGGGACAUCCACGUUUUAAGACCCUCACCGAUAAUAUACGUAUGAGGCGAGGUGAAAAAGUAGCUAUAAACAUACCAGUAUUUAGAGACACUAAUACGAAGAUACCAGUGGACGAUUCCUACAAGUUCGAUUCGGCAGCUCAGCCAGAUUGCGUAUAUAUGGACGCCAUGGGUUUUGGCAUGGGUUGCUGUUGUUUGCAGCUCACUUUUCAGGCGUGCUGCAUCGUGGAAGCACGCACACUUUACGAUCAACUUGCGCCUCUUUGCCCCAUCAUGCUUGCGUUGUCAGCGGCGUCGCCUGUGUACAGAGGUUUUCUAACUGAGGUCGACUGUCGAUGGAACGUGAUCUCCGCCUCUGUGGACUGUCGCACCCGCGAGGAACGCGGCCUGGAACCACUCAAGAAUAACAAGUUCCGCAUACACAAGUCCCGAUAUGACUCCAUCGAUUCCUACCUAUCACCGGAACAUGAGAAAUAUAACGACAUCCCAAUAGUGCAUGAUGCUGCCAUCUACCGGCGGCUGCGCGAAGGCGGUAUUGAUCAUCCGCUGGCACUACACGUGGCGCAUCUCUUCAUACGCGACACCGUCUCGCUUUUCUCGGAGAAAGUCCACCAGGAUGAUAAAAAUGACACAGAUCACUUUGAGAAUAUACAAUCAACGAACUGGCAGACUAUGCGAUUCAAGCCCCCACCGCCUAAUUCGCCUAUCGGUUGGCGAGUAGAGUUCCGCCCGUGUGAAGCUCAGCUCACAGACUUCGAGAACGCUGCAUACGUUUGCUUCGUGGUGCUAUUAACGCGCGUCAUACUGUCAUACAACCUGAACUUCGUUAUGCCUAUCAGCAAGGUGGACGAGAAUAUGCAACGUGCACAGAGGCGUGGCGCAUGUUUGAACCAGAAGUUCUGGUGGCGGCGAGACGUCGGCGCACCAAGAGAUGUCGCUCCGCAAGCCACUGACAACACCGACCAAUACGAGGAGAUGACCAUCAACGAGAUAGUCAACGGAAAAGACACUACAUUCCCUGGUCUAGUGCCAUUGAUAGAGUCCUACUUAUCCGGUAUGGACGUGGACGCUGAUACGCACUGCUCAGUGCAGCAGUACCUGAAACUGAUACAGAAGCGCGCCUCAGGAGAAAUCGUCACUAUGGCUUCCUGGAUGCGAAACUUUGUGACCACUCAUCCGGAAUACAAAAAAGAUUCCGUCGUCACCGAAAAAAUAAACUACGAUCUUCUAAAGACUGCACACGGAAUCCAGACUGGUGCUGUGGCGGCGCCAACGUUACUUGGAGGAAGCAAUGUCUCCAAAACCAACGAAGAUAUACCCAAGGCUUUCACAAAAAUGCUCAGUAAGGAGUGUCCGUAA
This is a messenger RNA of Diatraea saccharalis (sugarcane borer), 2004 nucleotides long. The record is from the annotation of a GenBank genome assembly. Lineage: Eukaryota; Metazoa; Arthropoda; Insecta; Lepidoptera; Crambidae.